CAGCAGACCCAGAGGUAGAUUCCUCAAAUUUACAAUUUUCCCAAGACUUCUUCACUUUUUGGCACUCUUUAGCACAGUCUAAUCUCUCUAACCAAUCCUUGCUAUCCUUGUAGAAGGGAAAACGCAUCCGCCACUAAGUGAGUCCGUGGCGAGCGCUCAGGCCCUACUGGCGCAGCCCUGCCCGCAUCCAGCGCGGCAGCGCCCUGCUUUACCACCCUCUCUUCGACCCACAAGAUCCCUCCCACCACCAUUCCCGCUCCGCGCGUCCCGCCCACCGGCUAGCCGUGCCUCCCGCCCGACCCACAUUCCAGACCAGACCCGGCGCCGCAUUAUAGGAAGGCCCUUUUGCUCUCUGUCUUUUCCCUCACGAUUGGCAAAACUGGGCACACCGUGAUGCUGGCGAAUGCGUUUUCCACAAGGCUUAGUAAAAUAUCCUUAUCUCCUCUGUACCUUCUAAAGCUAUCUGUCUACUUCGCCCCUCUGUGUGUAGAUCCUACUAUUUUGUAUAUACAUAGUUUUGUUAUGCUGAGUCGUUGCUUAGUCGUGUAAACCUCUUUGCCUGUAAUCCUGUACUUGUCGUUUCGUUAAUUCUUUUAUUUCAAUAAUUUUGACCGCUUUCGUGGCAGUGUCUCACUCUCACAAUGAAAAUAUUGCCUGCUGCACUGGGACCGAGGAACGUCCCCUAUUUCACGUGGCCACCGGUGGACAAAACCCAAUUUACUUGUUAUGUAUUGAAGAUAUUUUGAGCAUUCUGACACGUGAUAAGUAAAGCCGAAAACCCACAACUUCACAGUCGGUGCCAUUCGCCAGCAGGCCUUUGUUGUAUCGCACGGCGAAAAGAAAACAGUUCUUCCUUUAUUUCGUGAUAAAUGUCUUCUAUAACCAGGGAAAGGUAGUUGGGGUUCACUGUGGAGAAAUAUUCGUCAAUUUCUGUUCUCGUAAACUUAUGACCUUCAAAUUUUACUCGUUAAUUACCUGCCUGUGUCGUAAUUCAAACUCAAUUUCCUCCGGGAAACGUUCCUCGAUUCACCUGCAGUAUGUAGUAUUAUAAACAAGGGGGAAAACCCGGGGUUAUGUUAUUCCUUUGAGGUGUCCCCACAAUGAAUGGUUCGCGGAGCGACGCUCAUAAUAGCGCCUACGACGCGCUGAGUAGGCAGACCCGCCUAGCAUCUGUGUGAAGACGGCGGCCUGCUCAAAGCGCCUAAGUGCGAGAGCAUCGAACAUUCGACACCCAACGGACGGCGUUCAUUGUCGGGACACCGUAUUAAAGGCCUGCCAAAUUCGCUCAGAAGGCAUAUUUUUUCGUAUUUUAUCCGAAACUUUUAAAUUUUAUACAAAUUGAUUUCUCCAUAGCUUCGCGUUUGCAACUUCUGGGCACUAUAAGAAUAGUAUUCAGUGAUUUACAAAAAGUUGCGCUCAGUUGUCAUUACUGUUCGCGUGAGCGGUCUCUUCCAAUGUAAACAAGUUAUUUAGUAGAGUAGACAAAGAGAACCCACGGCUAGCUAUUGUCAAUACUACUUCACUUCUCGGUACACCAAUUGACGUGUAUGCCAUAACGAUUUUUAUCGACUAUAAUUACUACAAUAGCCUGAAAAACAUGCCUGAAAUCAGCGUUAAUACCCGAUCUAAUACAUGCCUGAAUAAAAAAUCUCGGGUUUUUAGCAGAGGAGUAAUACAACUCUCAAACACGUCUUGGUUUGUCAAAAGUAUAGUCUAGCCCCAGACACAAUAUCCAGCCAGUCGAUAGCUAGUUCUUGCUGCAAAUGAUUAAAUUAUUCACGUGGUUAGUUUAAAUCUGGUGACAUUUCAUGUGUCAAAGCAAUACAGUAAACUGAAAACGUCGCACCCCAGGUAGCACAAACAUAUCCAGGGUUUAUCGCCCGGCAAUCGCCGGCGAUUUUUAUUUUUCGCCGCGAUAUCGCCGGCGAUGUUUUACGGAUAUGAGGUUUGGCACAAAUAGCACCGUCGCCUCGAUGUCGCCUGAUGACAAAGAUUCGACAACUUAGGGGCGACAUCGCUCGAGCACUAUCGCCGCGACGAAGCAAGCGAUGAAAUGGCGACAGACUUUUCAACGGGUCUCGAACGAUGUAUGUCGCCACUAUAGGGAAUCGAUGUAGAUAGUAAUUGAUUGCCGAUGUAGUAUCGCCUGGCUAUCGCUAGUCUUUCCGUUUGUGCAUGUGCCCGUGGCGAGAACUUUGAGUUAUCCGAGCGAUACAAAAGUUAAAGUUAUGUCAAAAAUGUCGUCGCCUAGACAUCGCCACGUUUGCAAACCGGCGGUAUAUUUUAGGCGAUAAAGUAGCGAUAUUCAGGCAAUAUAUAUUCGGAACUAUAAUUCGAUAAAAAAAAUUGAAAGAAUUUACCUUGGCUAGAUUCGAACCACAUACCUUUGUGUUACUGGACAGCUGCCUUGACCAUUCAGCUACGAGGUACCCGCUGAGAGCCGGGCGUCAGCUACCGGUGUGCCUCUCUUUCUCGGGGACUUUCCCGCCCGCGAGCGACAGACCAGCAGACCAGCGAGUCGGCUGAGAUAUCUUUCAGAUAUCUCCAAGUCAUCGCCUGGGCGAAAAUGCGUGUGGAGGACUUAGCGAAAUUCGUCAGCCGUGCGAUACUAGUAGCUUGCUAACCAGAGAAUAUCUGACAGAUAUCCGUACAUGUGCGUAUUUGUGGUUAAUAUUGGAGAUACAGAAAGAAUAGCGCCUCGAUAUCUACCCCGCAUCAGUGCUACGAUCAUGUCGCCGAGUUAUCACCACAUUGCUCUCGAGGCGCUAGCCCAGGUGUUCUCUCGCCAGGUCAAGAUAUCGCCAGCUUAUCAAAAUAUUUCAUGCAAGCAAUAAUUCUUUUUCAUCUGGUGAGCGACAUACUUUAUCCCAUAUCGCGGCGAUAACUCUAGGCACCAAAAGUUAAUUUGGUGGAAAGUUGCACAGCGCAUAGUUAUCGGAAAAUUAUCGCCUGAGCGUCAUCUAAUGACGGAUAUCCUAGCGAUAGAGUUUUGGCGAGCAUUAAUUUGAUCCUAUUUCCAUAUCUACUAGUUAUCGUGUCACCAUCGCCAGGGCGAAAACGCAAUCGGUAGGUCGAGGCGAUAAACGUAAGCGACAGCAUGGCGACAUCUGGUACAUUUUAUUUAGAGAAUAUCGAACAGAUAUCCACAAAAAUAUGUAUUAAAGUAGACAUCGACAGGAUGUCGCCUCGCUCUCCGCCAGGCGACAGUGUUUAUAUGAUAUCGCCAAGUCAUCGCCGCUCCAACCUCCAGGCGACUCAUCAUCGCCCGAUAUCGCCGUGCUACAUGGGACACAGCAGUAUUUCUAAGUGGUCGUUAAAAUGCAACGUGACCUAGGGGGAUUACAAAUCUGAUGGCCCCUCAUUACACCGUCCAAAAAGGCGAUAGCGGAAAGUUGCCGUUUAAUGUGACUUACCGUUUCAGGUGCCACUUGUGUAUCAUCACUCCACAACAAUACCGAAUUGAAAUCGUGAUGCACGGAUAAAAGAAUAAGUCGUCAGAAAUAAUGAACUAGCAAUUUAGGGAUAGACAAUCCGAAAUUCACUGUAGCAGCUAAUAGUUGGUUGCCAGAAGCAAGAGUUAGUUGCUUAAGCAAACCCGUACCUGCACGAGCCAACUGGUCCGUUCUGACAGCAAAACACCCAAUAAGCUUUCAGAACGAAACGGUUGGCUUCUGCAGCUACAGAUUCGCUGUGGCAACUCUUGUCUCUGGGAACCAACUAUUAGCUGCCACAGCGAAUUUGUUGCCUUCCAAAAUUAGCUAAUUCCUUUGUAGAUCUGGCAUCUAAUUCUUUUUUUUUCGUGCGAUGCCCUUUUGCACGGUGUAGAUUUCGGAUCACCAUUCCAGUUCGUAGAUAUCCUAUGAUAUUCGUACCCCGAAGUACAAAUACCAUGGUGUCUCUCAUAAACUGCUUUCGUGAUUCUCAAGCGCACGGCGUCAUUGUAUUUGUGCACCCGCUAUCUGUGGGAGGUCCCUGUGUUACUUUGCAUUGGAGCGACUCAUUAUGUUAGGAGCUCGAAUGUUAUUUCGCGACAUUAGUCAAGCUUAGAUCCGCCGCGCAAACAUUUAGAGAAAAUAAAAAGAGAGAUAUGAAACUGCACUUGUAGAUUUCAUUUUGUAGUAAAUGAUUGCAAAUAAUUUUUGCUAGUUUGCCGGCUGGAAGUCAAUCAACUACUAAAUGCAGCAUGUGAAACUGUCAAAUAUGAUAAAAUUAAUGAAAUAUAACGCCAGUCCGUAAGUAGACACCAUCUCUUAACGGUACAGGGGUGGACUAGCAGUAAUUUAGCCAUUACAUGUUUUCCGUUAACCCCUUGACUAUUCUUGUUUUCAGACUGGUAAGUAAAGCGUAUUUUACAUGUUUUCUCCAGAAUCUCGUACUAAGAUGUGAAGUCAAUUGAACAGAGUGUCAUGGGGCUCUUUAUCUCUUGUGUUUCGAUAUUUUCUAAUAAUCUGGUAUUGUAUUCUGCCUUUGCAAGUUGUGGAAAGCACGAGUAUUGUAUUUGGAGUACAAUUUAUGCUUUGUAUGUAACCGUAAAAUUUUCCGUGUCUGUUUCCAUAUUCUUUAUUGGCUGCGAUCUUGCUAGGUGCGAACACAAUUUUUGGAAGCGGCUGUCGGCCAGCCACCUUGGGCCCGAUGUGAGUGCGGGGUCUGUCCGCAGUCAUGCCGAUUCAAGAAGCGCCCUCACCAGGACGUCGAACCACCUGCCACCCGGCGCCCAGGCGGCAAGCCGCAAGCAGCAGGAAAUGCACCAGAUGCAAUCGCUCAAGAAUAGAAUAGCUCAAGGGGUCAGUGAUGAUGAACAGACCCACUCAGGUAGCGUAUUGUUUCCAGAGAAAGGCAUUCUCAAAAAGACCUACGGAUCCGUCCCCAUGGAUGGUGGUGACGACUCCACAUCUGACAACCAGGAGGUCUUGUCCCAGUCCGAUAACUUGCUCAGCUCAGAGCAGGUGGAGCACAAGAUCCGUAGCCUGGACGGCUACACGCGCAACAUGCUGGAGGCGCUGCACACGGCGCGCAACAUGCAGCACCAGGGCGGCAGCAACACGCCGUCGGGCUCCUCCAUGCUCACCGAGGAGAUCAUCAGGCGGUCGCUGGAGAGCUACAAGCGCUCCUCCAGCCAGGAGAAGAUCUGCGACGAGGGCGUGGGCAUGAUGCCGUCCAUGGUGGAGGUGCAGUACCCCUACCAGUACGGCUACGGCGGCCACGCCGCCAUGGGCACGCACUCGGGCACGCACUCCGGGACGCACUCGCACGACGAGGACGACGACGGCCCGCCGCCGGGGAGUCGGCCGAUGACCAUCAGAAACCUCACGGAGAGAGUUGGGUACAGCGGGGAGUUUCGCUUCCCGGCCCCCAAUCACCAGUCAGAACCAUGUCAAUCGAAUGGACAUCACUGGCAUGCUGGACAGGAUAUCAUCCGGCAAAUGGAUGCUGUGAGACACAUUAGUCCCUCUGGUUCAGAGGAUCUUCAAGAGAGAAUGUAUAUGGAAGGCUCAGAAUCAAGUCGACGAGGGUCCCGGGGUCGCGACGACAUGUCCUUCGUCUUGGGCCGGUUUAGGCCGAGUGCCAACCGCCACGGCAGCGGGGGCUCGGCGGGGUCGUCGCACUACGGCCACCCCUACCCGGGCCACACCAUGCACCACCAGCUCCCUGACGAGGAGUCUAUAUAUGAGACUGCCGACCCGGACCGAGCCGGGGCCCAAAUCUGUGGCGACACUCCGGAUAGCGAGAGUGAUGACUGUGUUAAAGCUCGUCGAGCGACGGCAGCGCGGUCGCCUAGCGCUGCUCGCGCUGAGAUGGUCGCGGCAAGUGCCAAGAAGGCGGCCGCCAUGGACUGCCCCUUACUGCUGCACCAGUCUCCGGGCAAGGCGUCGACGGCGUCCCCGGGCGGGAGCAAACGCGAGUACUUCCCGUCGCCACCGUCGUCCUCAUCCGACACGGCGGACUCGUACUGCGAGUCGGGCGCGAGGCACGCCGUCCUCGCCGCCGCCGCGCCCGCCGCGCCCGCUGCCCCCGCCCUUGCCAAAGUGCGCCACCUCAACGGCGUGAACGGCGACGGUGGCGGCAGCGGCGUCUCAUCCAAUGGCAGCAAUCGGGACUCGGAGGACGACAGUGAGGCCGUGGUGUCGUCGUCGGCCUCUGACACGCGGCAGGCCGCCGUGCCGGCUGCUUUGCCGGCCGCCUUGCCGGCCGCCGGGCCCGCGCCUCUUGUCCAGAACCACAAAAAGCGGUACCCCGAGUACAAACAUUAAAGUGCGCCCGAAUGCCGCGACACUCGUGCCGCUCACCAUGUUCAGUGCGAGGUUUUCUCGUACAACCCUAGCAAGACUCAAACAAUUUGUGUGUAGGAAGAAAGAAGCUGUUCAUAUUGUUGAAGUGUUGUUUUUUUUAUAUUAAAAAAAAUAAGUGUAUGAUAUUAACAGAAUACUUGAUUGGGAUAAUUGUAUGAUAAAGAAAAUUGUAUUUUAUGUCGAUUCCCUCCGAUGUUUGGUAUUGGUGGCGUUAUCCACAUGAACCCAGCGUCUCUGCCGCUGGCUUAGGAUCCUUUGAUUGAUCCUGCAUCAGGAGCGUUAAUUAAUGAUGUCUGGGCUCAAAGAACGCUUUAUACGUUAAUUUUUAAACCUCCGUCAGAAAGCCGCCAAGUAUGAAGCUGUCUUAUUGAGCGGAGGAGGAAUACCAGGGUUGUCAGAGUGAUGAGCCCAUACAAGGCCACAUGACGAUUUUAUCUGAAGUAUUAGUAUUGUUUAGAUGACGGUGUGCAAUAAUGAUAUAAAGUUCCAGCUUUCUGUGUUUUUGAAACAUGUAGUGUGAAACAUCUUAAGAAAGGUGACAGGGAUGAAUAGCUAAAGACACAUUUACCAUAUAAGGGUCUUUGUUUCUUAUGGAAUAUGCGGUAUAGUCCAUUGCCAUUUGACUGCUCAAAAUCAAUGUGCACCUUUCUCUUUCAAAACUCAUUAAUAUCCAGUGCUUUAGAGUUAUUCUAUAAAUAUCAAACAAAGACCUCACCGUUAUGUUGUCACACUGACUUUUCCUCUAUUUGUGGACAAGAGUGAAAAUGUCGAAAUAAUUUGAUCAUUCAAAGCUGGGGAGAUAGGGGCACAUUCAUUUUCUUUCUUAUGAAAACCUUUCAUAGUUACAUUAUUGUGUUAUUUUAUUGGUUUCCAUUCCUUUGGUGGUAAAUUACGUACGGUAUCCUUCUCCCCAUCAAAAUAGAAAACCAGAGUUCACUUUUGAACAGUCCCAAAAAUUGUACUUGUUUAGGUAAACCAAACCCAUUACUGACAAAAACAUUUAUGAAAAUUUUUGCAACAAUAUUUAACAAUGUCUUGAACCAUGUUUUGAACUUGCUUGCUCUCUUCAAUGUUGUUUCUGUGUGACAAUUUAGUCAUUUCAUAUUCCUCCUGUUUUAAAGUUUAUUUUAAAAUGUUUAUUUCCUAUCAACAGAGAAUGUGUUUAAAACCUAAACUUGCUCAAGCAUUCAGCACUAUUUGACAAACACUGUAUGGGAGCUUCUAACUUCCUACAGAUUUGUGAUAGAAAAGCAUCAUCUAUCGAUAAUGUUUCGUAAAAUUACCUCUUAUUUCACAAAUUUGCAUCAGUUCAAAAUCUCUCUUCUUUUUAUAUAUUAGGAUAUGGCUUACCGUUUUCACCAUCAAAUUCUUGUGUCAAAUGAUCAUUCUGGGUUUUGCGUUUUGCUCACAAUCUGUCAAUGCUAUCAAACAUAAACUAUGUGCCAAUACUAAGCCCCAAAGACAUCGACCAACAAGAAAUGAAAUGAAGAACUAAACAAAGGCUAAAAUUCAACGGUGAGCUAAGUUUAGGGAUUUUUCUAAAGUAUAUAUAUAAAUAUGGAAUUAUAUACGUAUAUAUAUAUAUAAAAUAAAUGUAAACAUAAUUUUUUUAUAUGAAACAUUUGCUCACAAGUAAGAGCCUCGCUACAGUUUGGCGAGUGUGUAUAUGUUUAAGUGUCUACAUAUGCACUUCAGCAAACCAAAAUGAAACGGUGUUAAACAUUUUCUUGAACAAGAUGAUUAGCAGAAAGGAGAAAAUUAGAAUAUGGAUGGCUACUAUAUUCACUUAGACCUGAAUUUUUUAGAUAGAUCAAUUAAAGCAGAUUGUUUGGAAAUUCAGAACUGGAAACAAUGUACAUUACUUGGUCAACUACAACAUUCAUUUCAUGCAUAAGUCAUUGGACAAGUGCAGCAUUAUGGCAUUUUCAUGGCCUAAUACAGAAUAUUAUUUAUUCUAAAGCGAUUAUUUAGAGUUACUAAAAUAUAUUGUUCAUUCUGUUUCCAGUAGCUCAUACAUAGUUGGUUUUCUGAGUUCUCAAAGCCAUCAAAAAUAAGGUGAGAUUGAAUACAUUUAUAUUCUAAAGAAGGAGAAAGUCAUUCCUUUGCUCAUUUCUCAAUAUAAAUAUGCUGGACACUUUUUUCACUUAACUAAAGGCAGGGAAGUAAAUAUUGCUGACUGCGGGCAGUAGCGCUGGAAAUAUAUUUUAUUUUAUUUCAAAAAAUCAUGUUUGCAAUAUUUUCCUAAAUAGACAUUAGGAUACCUAUCUGGGUUGAGCUGCCUUAUUUGAAAAGUACGUCAACCAUCCCAUGCAUAUCCCUUGUGUUCGUACUCAUAAUAACACCAAAUGUUCUUGUAAACAAAGACGAAAACACUGCUUGAAUUUUAGCUAUGCUACAAAGAUCUUUAAGUAAAAUAAGUGCCCAGCAUUUUAGUAUAGUGAGAAUGACUCAAAGCAGCCACUUUCAACUUAUCUUUCUACAUGACAGUAUGUCACUGUGAUAACAAAAUAGAUAUACUUUUGACUAUUAUCACAAUGCUUAAUUUAAAAAACCUACAUUUCCUCCAAAUUGUUACUGCCAUCUCAUGAAUGAAAGUCAAGGCCAGUAUAGUGUGCUGCCAUUCCCUCCUUCUUCCUCUCAAGUGAUGUGCUAUUGCGGAGAUCAUUCAUUUUGCGGACACUUUGCGGACAAUUUUUACUGCACAUUCAAAAUAUCAAUAGAAUAAUUCCAAACUUUAGGGUCACAUGUGGUAACGCCAUUUGUAUAAAAAUCGUGAUACGUUAAAAUGUAAAGAAAUGGGUUCUUUAUAAGUGAAUUAUUUUAUUUGAAACAUUGUUAUUAAAUUUUGGUGAAAUUAAUUUUUUUUGUUAAACAAUAAAACAAAAUAAAUGUGAUAAAGAAAACAAAA
Frankliniella occidentalis (western flower thrips) is the source of this 9198-nucleotide messenger RNA. RefSeq lists its product as uncharacterized. Bases 4407 to 6251 code for a protein of 614 amino acids. The record is from RefSeq and is a predicted model, not a curated record. NCBI's taxonomy places the organism in Eukaryota, Metazoa, Arthropoda, Insecta, Thysanoptera, Thripidae. The transcript is spliced from 9 exons.